AUGCAGCAGCAGCAACAGCAGCAGCAGCAACAGCAGCAGCAGCAACAGCAGCAGCAGCAACAGCAGCAGCAGCAAAAGCAGCAGCAACAACAGCAGCAGCAGCAACAGCAUCAGCAGCAAGAAGAGUUUCUGUUGUAUGUGGGUGAGGGCCUGGAGGAGGGGGAGUUUAGUGAGGCGCUGGAGACAGCGAAAAGUUUAAUAGAAGCGUAUGAAGAGGCAGAGGUGGUGUAUGAGUAUUACUACGAAGAGGAGGAGACAGAGACCACAGACACCAUAGAUAAACCAACCCGCAAACCCACACGAAACUGCAGCAGCAACAGCAGCAGUACACUAAACGGCUACUCUAGCAGCAACAGCAACAAAAGAAGCAGCAGCAACACCUGUAGCAGCAGCAGCAACAUCUGUAGCAGCAGCAGCAAUAUCUGUAGCAGCAGCAGCAACAUCUGUAGCAGCAGCAGCAACAUCUGUAGCAGCAGCAGCAGCAACAGCAACAGCAGUAGCAGCAGCAUCUGCAGCUUUAGCAGCGCCCGCUGCACUAGCAGCAGCAACUGCAGCAACAGCAGCAACGGCUCCAGUAGUAGCAGCCCUGUAGCAGCAGCAGCAACACCAGUAGCAGCAGCAGCAACAGCAACAGCAACAGCAGUAGCAGCAGCAUCUGCAGCGUUAGCAGCGCCCGCUGCACUAGCAGCAGCAACUGCAGCAACAGCAGCAACGGCUCCAGUAGUAGCAGCACCUGCAGCAACAGCAGCAGCGGCUCCAAUAGUAGUAGCAACUGCAGCAACAGCAGCAACUGCUGCAGUAGUAGCAGCGCAUGCAGCAGCAGCCUUCAUCCGCAGUUUUGUAUGA
Molecule: messenger RNA, 846 nt
Organism: Eimeria mitis
Lineage: Eukaryota; Apicomplexa; Conoidasida; Eucoccidiorida; Eimeriidae
Exons: 4
Coding region: 1-846 (281 amino acids)
Source: RefSeq, a predicted model, not a curated record